AUGAAGGUUAGUGCAGCAAUUACAAUUGUUAUUCUUAUGUUUUUGGGAAUGGCCAUCGCUUUACCCAAUCUCCAUCACGUUCGCUUUGGCAUGGAUGAAUUUUGGCCACUUAGUAUGGGAAACGCCACCGAUGUGCUGCCUUUGUCCACAAAUUUAACGCAGAUACAACGACUUCGCUGGGCCGACAAAUGUGUGCAGUUUAGAAAUAAGUGCUCGAUGGCAGAGCACUGCUGCAGUCUUCGAUGCCUGAAACGUGUUCAUCGAUGCAUUACUUAGACUUCUCAAAACUUCUUUAGAAACAU
Molecule: messenger RNA, 302 nt
Organism: Drosophila rhopaloa
Lineage: Eukaryota; Metazoa; Arthropoda; Insecta; Diptera; Drosophilidae
Exons: 2
Coding region: 1-276 (91 amino acids)
Source: RefSeq, a predicted model, not a curated record